Alosa sapidissima (American shad) is the source of this 3245-nucleotide messenger RNA. It is a transcript of the gene slc38a7, whose product is annotated as solute carrier family 38 member 7. Gene Ontology annotation, biological process: amino acid transmembrane transport. Lineage: Eukaryota; Metazoa; Chordata; Actinopteri; Clupeiformes; Clupeidae. The transcript has 12 exons. The coding region runs from base 636 to 2033 and encodes 465 amino acids. The record is from RefSeq and is a predicted model, not a curated record. Gene Ontology annotation, molecular function: L-glutamate transmembrane transporter activity; L-alanine transmembrane transporter activity; L-glutamine transmembrane transporter activity.
GGUGCUUUAUCAGCAGUAGUGGCACAGCACUUCUCAGAUUUAGCGCUCUGGCGAGACUUUUAACGUCUGUGUCCUAAAACAUUCUGUCAACAACCCCUUUUACACGUUUGAAACUCUAGUGACUUUGAUGUUGCUGCGGUGGAUUUGCUGUGGGUCCCGUGGGAAUACGAGACUGGCUGAUUAUUGAAAAAAGGAACAGAACAGACCGACUUGGCUGCUUCGCUAACAAUAACAAACGUCUCGCUCGCAGAAGGCACUAGUGGAUGACAGCCAGCCUGGUCUUUGUGAGAGAUCAGCCAGGACUUCUGUUCCUAUUGGCAUUUCUUUACCCGUUUUACUGGACGUUGUGUCUGUGUGUGUGUGUGUGUGUUGCCAGGUUGCUCUAAAGAAGUCGCCCUUUGUGUGCGUCAGGUGUUUGUGUGUGUGUGUGUGUGUGUGUGUGUGUUUGUGUGUGUGAUCCAGGUCCCAUCCCUAUAGCAAUGUUUUGUCUCCAUGGUAAAAUCUCCUGAACGUUCCUUUAGACCUUGACUCAUUGCAGACUGACCUAAGCACCCCCCACCCACCCACCCACCCGGUUUGGCCAAAGCCCUCCCUCAGCACCUCUAGUGUGUCUGUGUGUGUGUCUGUUGUCCAUCAUGUCGCGAGCGGACAUGGCUGUGAACAGCGAAGGUGGCGAUUGGCGACUGAGUGACGACGCUGGUGAGAGGGCGCGGCUUCUCCAGAGUCCCAGCGUGGACAGAGAGGCGCUGCCCAUCCAACCAGAGACCUGCAGGGGCGGGACUUCUGCGGUGGCGGCCGUCUUCAUCGUGGUCAAUGCUGCUCUGGGGGCGGGGCUACUCAACUUCCCUGCCGCUUUCAACAUGGCUGGAGGUAUCAGCGCCGGACUGAUCACGCAGAUGAUCAUGAUGGUGUUCAUUAUCACUGGACUUGUCAUCCUGGCAUAUUGUUCACAGGUCAGUAAUGAGGGCACAUAUCAGGAGGUGGUGCGGGCCGUGUGUGGCCGCUUCAUGGGGGUGGUGUGUGAGGUGGCCAUCGCCGUCUACACCUUCGGCACCUGCAUCGCCUUCCUCAUCAUCAUCGGGGACCAGCUGGACAAGUUGAUCGGUGCGAUUGCGAAGGAGUCUGAAGCAGGGGUGAACGCUCACUGGUACACUGACAGGAAGUUUACCAUCGCCAUGACAGCAGUACUGGUCAUCCUGCCGCUGUCCAUCCCCAAAGAGAUUGGCUUCCAGAAGUAUGCCAGCGCACUGAGUGUGAUUGGCACUUGGUACGUCACCAUCGUGGUCAUCGUUAAGUACAUCUGGCCUGAUCCUGAGGUGACCCCAGGGUACAUCCCUACCCGACCGUCAGACUGGACUGCUGUGUUUAAUGCCAUGCCUACCAUCUGUUUUGGCUUCCAGUGUCACAUCAGUAGCGUUCCUGUCUUUAACAGCAUGAGGAGGCGGGACAUAAAGCCCUGGGGGGGCGUGGUCACAGUUGGCAUGAUCAUCUGCCUCUUUGUCUAUACCGGCACAGGUGUGUGUGGCUUCCUGUCAUUCGGCUCCAACGUCAAUCAGGACGUGCUGAUGUCAUACCCUUCUAAUGAUGUUGCCGUGGCAAUUGCCCGAGCGUUCAUCGUCAUCUGUGUGGUCACUUCCUACCCCAUUCUGCACUUUUGUGGCAGGGCGGUGCUGGAGGGGCUGUGGCUGCGUUUCCAUGGCGAGCAGGUGGAGGUGGAUGUAGCGCGUGAGCGACGUCGGCGUCUACUGCAGACGUUUGUCUGGUUCUUCCUCACACUUGUCCUCGCCCUCUUCAUCCCCGACAUCGGCCGUGUGAUCUCCCUCAUCGGCGGACUCGCCGCCUGCUUCAUCUUUGUCUUCCCGGGUCUAUGUUUGAUUCAGGCUAAGCUGUCUGAAACUGAUGCUAGAUCAGCCAGUUGGAAUGCUCUGGUGGUUUACGGGAUCGUCAUGGUUACCCUCGGAGCCUUCAUCUUUGGACAAACCACUACUAAUUCCAUCUACCAUGACAUCAUCGACAAUUCUGACGGCUCAUAGGCCAAAAGCACUGACCUCAUCAACAUGCUGCUGAUUGGUUGAGGAAGCAGGAACUUCAGAGUAGGACAGUUCACAAAGAGAAGAGGAGAAGAGAGGCAUCAGCAGACUGCUGACACACACACAUACACAAACACAAUCUGCAUGCAGCAUGCCACCCUUUGUCAAAUGUCUCAUUAAUGAAACACACGCACUAGAGAAGGAGACUGACAACAGAGAAUUGUGGCAUCAGUUACUUUUUAAACACUAUUUAUCUGAUUUUAAUGUUUACUAAAAUGAAGACUAGUAAGUAUUUUUAAUCCUUGUCUGGAUGUCCAAACAUUACAAUGGAGGAGGAGGAGUUGCCUUGGGUGUUUUUACAUGACUUUUUGACCUCAGGUCCAGCAUGUGUUGACCCUGAGCCCUACCACAGUCAUCACACAUACUGCUUUCACCUGUGACCUCUGCACCUAUUCAUGUGUGAAUGUGUGUGUGUGUGUGUGUGUGUGUUUUUGUUUUUGUAUAAAUGCAUUAUUUGUAGGGGUUUUCUCCUCCAGGGCCAACAGGAGAAGUGGGGUGUGUAAUGUACAGCCAAAGUGUGUUUUUACUGAGCAGUAGACUUGACUGAAUCAUGUUUGUCUAGCGUGGUUGAAAACCAUGGUUUCCCUGGGGAAGGGACCAUUAUUAAUUUUAAUCAAAGGGAUUUUGUCUUCAGGGGCUAUAUUUGGUUACCAUGAUAACCGAUAAUUAUGUAAUAAUGAGAUGAAUAGUGAUUGGUUAGUUUAGCAUUCCGAUACUAGUCAGUGGAGGGAAAGUUCUGCUUCUAAACGGGUUGAAUGACCUCAUUCUUACAAAUUAUUUGACUGUUGGAUGUAAAAGCAAUCGGUGGAACUCUCUGGAACGAGUGUCUCAAAUCUCGACCUAGGCCAUCAUGGCCGUGCUGAACAUUUAUUUUUUAUUUUUGUUUUGAUGAAUGUUAGUCUGCACUUUGCCUUAUUUUAACUUGAAACGGUGGUAAUGACACACCUGUUGUUUCCCCUCCUUUUUGUGGAAGGAGACUUGGAAUCAUUGACACUGCACCCCAACCUGUACAUCAGUGUUGAUACUCAGAACUCUAGUGUAUUAUUGAAUGUGGAUGUGAACAAGUAUUGGGCCUUGUAUUGGUCUAAAUGGCUUUACAGUUUCUAUGGGAAAAAUCUAAUGACACUUGAAAGAAUAAAAAAACCUGAUACCCAA